ACGUGACAAUAUACAGCUUUGUCAUAUUGCCAUCUAGUGGCUAAAAGCAAGAUUACAGUUGACGCUCAACACUUGUUACCUUUAGAACGGCUGGGAAAUUUCAAACUUUUUUAAAAGUACGCCAACAUGGGUUUUCCUGUGUUAAAUUGCUGCUUGUUAAUCAAUUUUUUAAACAAUCUAGUAUAAAUUAAAAGGUAGCAGGGUUUUGUAAUGUGACAAGACAAAUUUCUACUUUUGGGCGAAAAAAAAAAAAAAUUGACUUUUCCAACGGUCCAUGAAGACGUGGACCUCACGUUGCCCUUGUCGUCACUGGACUUGAUUAAAGUGGCGGCCAGCUGGUUCGUCGCCAGUUUGCAAGUCUUGACAGUUUAAACAACACGCAGCGAAAUUGUCUUCCUCGUCCGGAACCUAAACUUGACCUUGGAAUAUAGUUUGAUAAAUAAAUAGCACCUUUAGUUGGAAUAAAUUAAUGAAGACGCUUCGUGUUAUUACGGGACUGCUGGUUGUUUUCCAGCUUCCAAUCACUCACGCAAGUUUUACUAAUGGUUUGAGCCACAUACAAUCAACUGUCAUGGAAAACUCCCUGGAGAGUGAAAACAAGGCAAAAAGGUGGCCGACGUUGGAGGCCCCCGGCUGGGCGGCGGAUCCCAGGGGCCUCUACAGGGACCGCCAUCGCCCGGAUGAGUCUGACGCCGACUUGUUGGAGGAGGGGCACGACAACUCCGCGCAGAUUGUGAAUAUGGAUCACGUCUACUACACAUCCAAAAUUAUCUGUCCCGGGGACGCGGGAGGUGCAGAUGCCUGGGUGGACACGGAGCGGGCCAACAAGAACGAGUGGAAGACUCACGGCUUCUUGUCGAGCACGCACCGCCAAGCUGAGAGAGUCAAUCUUUCCUUUGCUUUUCCCUUCUACGGGCACAUGCUGAAGGAAGUCACCGUGGCAACCGGAGGCUUUAUUUACACGGGAGAUAUCAUCCACCGCUUGCUCACGGCCACUCAGUACAUCGCGCCGCUCAUGGCCGACUUUGACCCCAGCCUCUCUGGCAACUCCUCCGUCUUUUACUUUGAUAAUGGUUCUGCCCUGGUGGUGCAGUGGAGCCGCCUUCACCUGCAAGACAACAUCCGCUCAGGCACGUUCACCUUCCAAGCUGCUCUGCACAGUGACGGACGCAUCGUCUUUGCCUACAAAGAGAUUCCUGUUGACAUCGGAGACAUCAGCAGUGAGAAUCAUCCGGUUAAAGUCGGCCUGUCGGAUGCUUUCAUGGUGCUUCACAAGAUUGAGCAGAUCCCGAAUGUGCGGCGGAGGACCAUCUAUGAGUACCACAAGGUGGACAUUCUCAAGUCCAAAAUCUCCAACGCAACCACUAUAGAGAUGCUCCCUCUACCAAAUUGGCUUCAACUGCAGCUGGUGCUCUCGCUUGCAGAGGUCAAACGGAAAAGCACACACAUCACAUCGCCUCCAGAAUGUGGACCAUUCCUCACCAUCCGCAUCACCGCAUCAACCUUUUUGGGGAUUUUGCUUUAUUCCAGAUGCUCCAGCGGCUUUGACCGGAAUCGCCAGGAUUGGGUGGACCAUGGAUGCCAGGAAGAGAGACGAGAUCUCCGUUGUCUGAGAGUACCCGAAGUGACGGGCAAGUCGUCCGGCCACCUCACGUCGGAGCCCACUGCUGGGGCGGCAUCGGCAGCGACCUCCAUACCGACCGCUGACCCUCUUGGCAGGACGGCUGCUUCCAAAAACCAGCUGACAGGGAGCGGCGGGAGGGCCACGUCCAGUCCUUGUUUCUCCACUGCCCAACCUCCAGCGAGCGGCAAAGACACAAGCCAACAGGAGCAGGCGGGUCUACUCGUUGGUGUGGUCAUGGUGAUGGUCGUCAUGGUGAUGGGCAUCUUGUUGUCCGUCUAUGUGUACUAUCACCCCACGUCUACAGCCAGCCUGUUCUUCAUGGAGCGGCGUCUGUCCCGUUGGCCCACCAUGAAGUUCCGCCGCGGUUCGGGCCACCCUUCCUACGCUGAGGUGGAGACUCCAGGCAUGGACAGAGACGGCAUAGCCGUCAUCGACCCCAAGCAGUCGUUCGUCAUGGCCAUCAGACGAGAGAGCGAGCAGAAGGAGGGUUUCAUCGUCCCUGACCCAAGGGAGCGCUUCCUCUGCUCGGAGAGCUUCUGACCUGGACUCCGACUCCCAGAAUGCUUUGGGAUGCAGGACUGGCUCACAUUCAUAGCGCAAUGAACAAGUAUUUUUAUGCAGGCUUGGCCAUUGCCAAUGGACCGCUUUGUUAUUUGCGUAGACAAACGUCGAGGGAUUUUCUGGCCAAGAUCGCUGUUAUGUGUCAGUGUUCCCCCAGGAGAAACUUUUUCCUGAUGGCGGAAUGUCUUCACCCGGUGUCAUUUCCUCUUUUCCAAAAGCCAAACAAAAUUCUUCACGUUGUCCGCCAGGUUCAAAAGGUCUGCGCUGCCAUUCAUCUUGAAGCAUAACUUUAUUUUCUACUGAUUAUUCUGCUGUACAAAUACUGAACAUGGUGGCCAUCAAGUUAUACUUUUGUUUUACGCUCAUUCAGGUUUUCAUUACACUACUGCAGUGCUUCUCAGAUAGUGGGGGG
Messenger RNA from Syngnathus acus (greater pipefish), 2597 nucleotides. RefSeq names its product plexin domain-containing protein 2. NCBI's taxonomy places the organism in Eukaryota, Metazoa, Chordata, Actinopteri, Syngnathiformes, Syngnathidae. The transcript is spliced from 12 exons. The coding region runs from base 470 to 2164 and encodes 564 amino acids. The record is from RefSeq and is a predicted model, not a curated record.